This is a messenger RNA of Danio aesculapii, 5762 nucleotides long. RefSeq names its product protein phosphatase 1, regulatory subunit 3Ab (gene ppp1r3ab). NCBI's taxonomy places the organism in Eukaryota, Metazoa, Chordata, Actinopteri, Cypriniformes, Danionidae. Gene Ontology annotation, cellular component: protein phosphatase type 1 complex. The record is from RefSeq and is a predicted model, not a curated record. Gene Ontology annotation, molecular function: glycogen binding; protein phosphatase 1 binding. Gene Ontology annotation, biological process: regulation of glycogen biosynthetic process. The transcript is spliced from 4 exons. Bases 38 to 3667 code for a protein of 1209 amino acids.
GCAGCUGAGUUCCUCUCACUCUCUUCCACAUUGCCCGAUGGAGUCAGUGGGAGCGCUGGGAAGCCCCAUUGGGGGAAGCUCCAACUUACUCAGUUUGCCGGCUCCCUGCCCUUGGGAAGAGGAUGAAGAGUCGCUGGGAUUGGAUGGAAUUAAACCUAAAUCUUCACCCAUACCGAGACGACGAAGCUCUUCGUCCUCUGAUGACUCCCUGCCUCCCCCUUCCAGCAGCAGAAGAGUGUCCUUUGCUGACGCCUUUGGUUUGAGUCUUGUUUCAGUAAAGCAGUUUGAUGCUUGGGGAGCAACUCCACCAUCAGGCCCUCCGGAAAGCGACUUGAACGAAGAUAAGGAGUACUAUAUGGUCCCUCUUUUCACUCUUUCACAAACUUCUGAGGAGUUAGAGCUGCGGGUUCACGAGCAGAAGAUAGAACUGGAAAGUUUAGAGUUGCUUUCUGGGACCACAACUCUCAGAGGGAUCAUCCGUGUGCUGAAUGUGUGUUUUGAUAAGAUGGUCUUUGUUCGUACUUCUUUGGAUUCCUGGAGAAGUCAUUUCGAUCUGCUGGCUGAGUACGCAUCUGGGUCGAACAAUGGCGAGAUGGAUUGUUUCUCCUUCAAGCUCACACUGGUACCCCCGUUUGGAGAAGAAGGCGCGAGGGUUGACUUUUGUUUGAGAUAUGAAACGUCUGUAGGCACUUUUUGGGCAAACAACAGUGAAAAGAACUAUUCUUUGUUUUGUUGUGAGAAAAUAAAGGAGAAGGCCCAAAAUGAGAGUGAAAACCGAAGAAAAAGUUGUCUGAAAAUAACCAGCACAAAUUCAUCAGCUUCAACCUCUACGACAACAAAUAAAGAAGAGCUUCCUGUUGUAAACCUAAAUGAUGUAAAGGCAACUGAUCCAGAGCCUGUAAGUGAAAACUCUGAGAAACGUGAAAACGAAAGCAAGGAACUAGUGGAGGAAAUGAGCAGAAACCGCAGCCGAAGGAACAGAAGGAAGGCUGCACGAUUAGAAAAAGUCAAGGAGCACUUUGCUAAGAGAGAGGAAGAACAAAAACGAGGGACCAGGAUGAAAGAGAGUGAAGUUACAGCAGAAACUAGCACUCAGAGACUGGAAAAGACACCACGCAGCUCUCUAUCCCAACAAACUCCUCAACCACCAACAGACACCCAAAUAUCAUCAUCACCAGCUGAGUCCCUCAAAUCUACAGAUCACAUAGGAGACUCCAAAGACAUCUGCCAUAAAGACAGUAUGAUUAACUUUUCCACAGCACAUACAAAUUUACCCCUGGGAGACUCCAUAAGUUGUAAUGAAACCAUCACAAGCUCUGCUUCUCAAGUUCUGAAGGACGUCCCUCUUACAGAUGACCUUACUGACCAAAAAGUUUCAAACAGUCAGUCUUUUACUGAAUGCCAAAAUUCAGACUUGUCCAUGUGUAAGGAUGUUGAAAGAGCAUGGGAGCACUUUGAGAAGGAUGCUAAGCAAAGAUUAAAACAUUUGGCGCUGAGUUCAAAGGUGGAUGAAGAUGUGAAUGUUGCUGAUGGGAAUCAAGAAGAUAAUAUGAGCUUGAAAACUGCCAACACACAGACUCAGCUGUUUUCUCAUGGCUUCACGUUUGGCACCAUUGUAGCUCCACUUUAUCAUCAGGUUUUUAAAAACAUGGAAAUUGAGAAAAAAGACUUUCCAAAGAAGCUACAAGUAGACAGGUCAUUUAAGGAACUGGAGAACAAGAGUCUAACUGCGGUUACAACCCCUGAGACUUGUAUAUCUUCAAAACAGGAAGUACACAGUAUUAGUGUUGACGACUGCAAAGCAUCAACAGAUCAGAACAAAUCAGUAAACCCAACCAAAAGUCCUCUUUCUGAGUCAAAUAAAAGUAAAUGUGUUGAAGGUUCUUACAAUCAGAAUGAUUAUACUAGUGGUUACCCAACAUACAAUACAUUUAUUGAAGCAAACCUUCCUAAAGUUACAUCCAGCCAACUAGAUCCUCCUCUAGGAGAAUGUAAAGAUGAAACGUUCCAGGAAGAUUACUGCCACAACCCUUGUUUAUUUCCCCUACAAGGUACACAACAUUUAGUCAAUGCAAAUCAAGCAACAGAGUCAUGUAUUGACAACCUAUCUGAACAAAUAGAUCCUUCAUCACCCACAUCAGCUGUAAAGACUCCACUAUCUUUGAAUAAUCAGAUCUCUAGUAUCAAAACUAAAAUGUCACAAAACCAGGACGACCCAACAAAUAUCCACACCAAAGAAGAUAUAUUAGUUCAAACAGAGAAUCCAAUCAACAUUCUUGCCAAAUCUCCAGAUGACCCCACAACUUCAGGGAUCACGUUGGGUAAUAAAUUGGAGCUUGACUGCUCUAACAUGAUAUCAUUCAUUGAAAAACCUGAAGAUCUUUGUGACUUAGCAAACACAACAACUGUGCUAACAGAACAAUGUGCACAACUGGAGGACACAGAGAUAAAUAUGUGCAAUACUAUGCAGAGCUGUCACGUGAAUGAUAAGAAGGAAGAAUUUUCUUCACAGACUUCAGAGAAGGAGUGUACAAACAUUAUCGACUGUGAAGGAGAACAGAUCACAUUAGCUAAUAAAGAAGUGGAGGAAGGUUGCAAAUUUACAAAUUCUGAGAGCCCUGAGGAGGAAGAACAAGGAACUGGAAAAGGAGAAGAGAAGAAAGACCAAGAACCAGACGAACAAAAAGGUGGAAAUGACAAGCAAGAGAAUAAGGGAGGAAUAAAGAGCAUUGAAGAUGAGUUGAAAUACAUAGAUGAUGAAGAGGAUUUGGACGAAAUGGAACCUGAGAGAGAAAAUAAGCAAGUAGAUGUUGAUUAUUUGGUUCUUGAAAGAGAUUCUGAGGAACAGAAGAGGUUCAAUAGUACCUGCAAUGUUCAAUCAGUAACCCAACAGAAUAUUGACUUAAAUGAAUGUCUAUGUGGAGUUGAGGUGUUGGAAAACAAAGAGAGUUACAACAGUGGAGUACAGAUCUGUGAGGAAACUGGAACAUCUUGGCAAGAAUCAUCUCAAAAGAGUGAUACUGAAGUCAGUGGAAGUACAGAAGCGUUAGAGAAUAGCUGGGAUCCCAGUGAUAAAGAAAUGAAAGUAUUCUGUGAAAGUGAGACUAUGGAUGAUUAUAAAAACAUGGAAUGUGAGCCAAAAGACUCAUUGACCAGAGAUUCUGAAAACACUGAAGACAAUACUUCAACAGAAUCACAGAUCGAUGAAGAGAUGGAGCUGUACUUGAACAGUCUGAGGAAUUCACAACAGUCAGUAUUCAGAGAAGGCACAGUGAGCGGAAGCAAAAGACCCUCUAUAAGCCGAAGGAGACCAUCAAUGCCUUCAAUCUCAGAGUCUGUGGAUGAGGAUCGGCCAAAUAGUUCUCUUGAGGACUUGUCAAAUAUUGCGUUUCUCAUGGAGCUGGAAAGAGCUACGCUGCCCCUAGUGGACGGGAAUGAACGUGUCAUUGGGCGUAACGUCCUGUGGUGGAAGGAGUUUCUGUCGUAUGAUAAUAUGAAAAGGAUGAUUGGAUACACACUUUUGCUGAUAGUGUUUUUGGUCGCAGCGUAUCAUUAUGACUUCAUCGCAUGCUUUUCACUGUAUCUUCUUACAGUGUAUUGGCUGUUUCAUCAAGGGGAGGGAGAACCAUUGAAAAACUCUCGAAAAGUUGAAAAAAGGUUGCAGUAAAUGUGAUUUUGUUUUAUAGAAAUAUGGAAGAUUUCUGAAUAUAAUUGAAUGUAAUAUCUCACCAUUGGUAAAGAUGUUAUUUUAUAUCCCUUACAGAAAUGAACCUUUAUUAACCUUAACCUAACCUUUUUAAUAGUAAAAUUGUACCUAUGCCUAACCCUAACCAUGCCUUUUGGUGCACUUACUUCCAUUUGUAUAACCACAAUUCUUCUGCAAUUACCAUGGUAAAACUAUGCUUAGAUUUGCAAAACUAUAGUAAUUUUGUGGUUGACUAUGGUAACCCCAUGGGAACCCCCAAAUUAGCCAAAUUAGACUAUGGUAACCCCAAAUUAGCCAUGGAUUUGCAACACCAACCAUAGUUUAAGCAUGGUGUUUGUAGUAAAACCGAAGUCAAUGCACCAAAAAACAUGAUUACUACAAUUUUACUAUAAAAUACAUGGAUAAUUUUUGUAAGGGAUGACGGACUCGUGAUUGAAGAAACAAAAUGAUACAUAAACUGUAUAAGUAGGUAUAUUUCCUUGCUGUAUGGACAACAUUGUUUAAACAUAAUAUCACAAUGCUCUUUACGCAAAGCUGAUUAUACAGAAAGGGAUUGACUGAGGGGGUAUAUGUAGCAAUCUUUCGGUUAUAUGGUGCUUGGUACAGAGAUGAUUAAAGGACCACUGGGUGAGUGAAAAGGUAAAGUUUGACAGAUUAUGGAAGAUUAGACUUGAAAAGGGAUUUUAGUGCAAUUUUACUAACAUAAUUGUAUGUAUAACUUAGCCUAAUUAGCACAGCCUUAUUAGAUUUUAAUGUGUAUAUACAAUUGAAGUCAGAAUUAUUAGCCCUCCUUUGAUUUUUUUAUCUCUUUUUUAAAUAUUUCCCAAAUGAUGUUUAACAGACCAAGGAAAUUUUCACAAUAUGUCCGUUAAUAUUUUUUCUUCUGGACAAAGUCUUAUUUGUUUUAUUUUGGCAAGAAUAAAAGCUUUAAAAUUUUUUUUAAACCAUUUUAAGGUCAAAAUUAUUAGCCCCUUUAAGCUAUUUUUUUUUCAAUAGUCUACAGAACAAACCAUCUUUAUACAAUAACUUGCCUAAUUGCCCCCUAACCUGCCUAGUUAACCUAAUUAACCUAGUUAAGCCUUUAAAUGCUUCUAUCAUACUUUAUGCUGGAUAGAAGUGUCUUGAAAAAUAUCUAGUCAAAUAUUAUUUACUUUCAUCAUGGCAAAGAUAAAAUAAAUCAGUUAUUAGAAAUGACCCUGCUAAAAAAUCCAGUUUAAAGCAGCCUGGGCUGGUUGACCAGCCUGGUUUUAGAGGGGUUUUGGCCAUUUCCAGGCUGGUUUCUAGUCAUUUCCAACCUGUUCUUAGCUGGUCAGGCUGGAAAAUGACCGGCUAAAUUCAGCUAAAACCAGCUUGACCAGCCUGGUUUAAGCUGGACAUGCCUGGUUUUGGCUGGGCUCCCAGCCUGUCUAGGCUGAUUAAGCUGGUCAUUUUCCAGCCUGACCAGCUAAGACCAGCCUGGAAAUGGCUGGAAACCAGCCUGGAAAUGGCCCAAACCCCUCUCUAAAUCCAGGCUGGUCGACCAGCUAAAACCAGCCAACCAGCCUAGGCUGGUUUAAGCUGUUAUUUUUUCAGUAGGGGAGAUAUUAAAACUAUUAUGUUUUAAACUAUUAGGUCUAAUAAUUCAGGGGUGCUAAUGAUUCUGACUUCAACUAUAUAUACUAAAAUACAUAUACAACAGUAAAAAUGUUUUUUUUUUCAGCCAAAAGUUGCACACACACACACAAAGCUCAAGUUCUAUUGAUGUUGAAGCAUAUUUCUCACAAUGCAGUCGAUAAAUUGAACAUUAAUGUAAACAGAAAUGAAUUUAUUCUGUUAUAGCUAUUUUCCAUGUUUCCAUGCUUGUACCAGAGAUUACCAAUUCUUUGAUUCUUUACAUAUCAUCUGGUUUGUUUACACUCACUAACUAUUUGACGUUACGACAUAUGGUCUUAACAUUUGCAAAUCUCCAAACUGACCAGUUGUUGCUUCAUCAGAACAGGUACUGUAAGUAGACACAGGUGUCUACUAACAAUGAAUGAACUAUGCUGAAUAAACUGUGAUUUCCUUAGUACCUAAA